AUGGCGCCGGCACCACUCGGGUGCGCCUGGUUUUGCUUGGCGUCAUGGCAAUUGACCAUCAGCGUCGCGGCAAAGUCUGGCAUUGAUUGUGGCAGGCGCAUGUUCCAUGACGUGCGGAUGGUGGUGAUCAGAACAUGGAGCGAUGGUGGAACGCGAUGUCAAGGUGCACCGGCGACGCUACCAGCGAAGGCAAAGGCCAAGGAGGAGCGGCGCUGGGGGCGUCGCAAGUACAAGGCCAAUUACUAUUACUACGGAAAGCAAACGACCACAACACGCAUCGCCACAACAACGACCACGGUUUCCACAGCCCCACCUAUGUGGCUGCUGGCGAAUGCGCAAGACAAAUGCGACGACCUAUGCAAGUUCAAUGGGUAUGGCGGAUGCGGCGCAGGUGAAAUCGCUCGCAUCAACUCGACAGAAGCUGUUGCAGCCCUCCUCCUGCAGGAGUUCAACAUCACAUGCAAUACAAACCCGAACCGAAACGAAGACUUUGGCAUCUUCUACGCAGACAAUGAUGAUUGCUGGUUUGUAGAUGGGACCGUGGACUGCACUCAGGGAUUGUCAAACGUCGGAAGGCGCCCGGUUUGCUACUGCGAGGGCACCACGUCAACGACCACUCCGGAUGCGGGAUGGGCUUUUGGUGAAGACCAAGACUCCUGCAACGACUUCUGUCGCUUCACCGGGUUCGAUGGGUGCAAUGAGUCUAUGAUUCAAGAAAUCAGCACAUACCCGAGAGCCGUCCGCUUAAUUGAGGGCUUGGGCAUGAAUCUGACCUGCGAUGCUGCCAUUCGGCAAAAGGACACGGGCGUCUUCAUCAAUCCGAGUAACGUCGAUCCAUCCUUUGCGCAGUGCUUCAGUGUCAAAGGCACCGUUGAUUGCGAUGUUGGAUUUUCGAGCCUUAAACCUUUAUGCUUCUGCAGCUCAACCACAGUAACGACAACCCUAUCUGUCAACUGGCAGCUUGGAGCUGUGGGUCAAACCUGCGAUGACGUCUGCACAAACGGUUGCGUCGUGUCGGAGAUGGAGCAGAUCUUCCGGAUGCCAAGGGCCACGCGGUUGAUCGAAGGCUUGUUUGGCAAGACCUGUGUUCAGGGUGGCGGAUCCCGGUCGAACGGCAUCUUCUUUGAUCCAACGACGGGCAACGAUGGAAAAUGCUUCUACUUCGAUCCCGGAGCUGUGAAUUGCGGCGCGAACGACAACCCUUCCAAAGAAGCUCCCGUGUGCUACUGUGCCCCUGCACGGAUCUGA
Molecule: messenger RNA, 1248 nt
Organism: Symbiodinium necroappetens
Lineage: Eukaryota; Dinophyceae; Suessiales; Symbiodiniaceae
Source: the annotation of a GenBank genome assembly